UCGACCAGGCUAUGUUUGGGCCUGACGAUCCCGAAGUUGCCUACAUCCUGCACCACAUGGGCGUGUGCGUGCGGCAGGCUCGACGGCCGAAGGAGGCGGAAGCACUGUUUCACCGAGCGAUGGAGAUCUUGGAAACCCCGUGACACUGCAUGAGCUGGGUGGUGUAUGCGGGAGGCGAGGCGACCGGGGGAGGCGGACGCAAUGUUUAGGUGAGAACUGGAGAUCCGGGAGGCCAGGUUGGAAGUCGACGAUCCAUAAGGCACCCUGACGCUGUACAGGCUGGGUUUAUGUGUUCCGGAGGCGGGGCGGCCGGGGGAGGCGGAAGCGUUGUUUCGGCGAGCGUGAUACUGAACACUGGGUCUGUAUGUGCGGGGCGCGGGUCGCCAGGGGAGGCGGAAGCGCUGUAUUUGCGAGCGCUGGAGAAAGUGGAGGUCAAGCUGAAGGCCGACCAUGUGGAUGUUGCCGCGUCGCUGCACGAGCUGGUUCGGAGUGUGCACGAGGCGGGAAGGCCGGGGGAUGCAGUGCCAUUGUUUGCGCGAGCGCUUGAGAUCGAGGAGGCCAAGCUGGGGUCCGACGACGUCCAAGUUGCCAGUACGCUACACUGGUUGACUCUGAGCGUGCCGAAGGCGGGGAGGCCGGGGGAUGCAGUACUGUUGCUUGAACGAGCGCUUGAGAUCAAGGAGGCCAAGCUGGGCCCCGAUGAUGUGGGGGUUGCCGUGACGUUGCACAAAUUGGUUCGUAGUGUGAUGGAGGCGGGGAAGCCGGGGGAUGCAGUACCAUUGCUUGAGCGAGCGCUUGGAAUCAGGGAGGCCAAGCUGGGGCCCGACGAUCUGGGGGUUGCCAGUACGCUACGCCGGUUGGCUCUGAGCGUGCUGAAGGCGGGGAGGCCGGUGGAUGCAGUACCAUUGUUUCAGCGAGCGCUUGAGAUCAAGGAGGCCAGGUUGGGGCCGGAUGAUGUGAGUGUUGGCUGCACGCUACACAAGCUGGCUGUGAGUGUGCGGGAGGCGGGGAGGCCGGGGGGGUGCAGUACCGUUGUUUGA
Molecule: messenger RNA, 1040 nt
Organism: Ectocarpus sp. CCAP 1310/34
Lineage: Eukaryota; Phaeophyceae; Ectocarpales; Ectocarpaceae
Source: the annotation of a GenBank genome assembly